Messenger RNA from Mytilus trossulus (common blue mussel), 1846 nucleotides. RefSeq lists its product as uncharacterized. Lineage: Eukaryota; Metazoa; Mollusca; Bivalvia; Mytilida; Mytilidae. Bases 133 to 1098 code for a protein of 321 amino acids. The record is from RefSeq and is a predicted model, not a curated record. The transcript is spliced from 8 exons.
GCUUCCGGUUUUAUCUUGUUGCUUGGUGCGCGUAAACACAGGUUUUCUACUGAAAAUUUUGUUAAUAUUAAGUUAGUAUUUAUACAUAAAAUUGUUCAUGCCGUAAAAAACAGAAACAACUAAAAGUAAACAAUGGCUACGGGUCAUAUUCUCCCGGGCUAUGGAAACCCUGUUACUAAUUUGAGAAGGGCAAAAACUGCAACUUUGCCUCUUGACAAGGCUAAACUGAGGGAGUUUGCAUUGUACAAUAAUCCAGGUCCAGAUCAAAAUGAAUUGUUGAAUAUCAGAAAUGAAGCAACUCGUAUUUGGUCAGCUCAAGCACGCCAUCCAACAACUUACAAUUCACACUUUGAAGGGAAAUUCUUAGAUGAAGCAACACAAUCACGUCCUUCAUCCAGAUGUCGACGAAACAAGCCACAUCCACGUCAAGUGUUCCUGACCAAUAGACUUCACUAUAUACCAGGGUAUCACAAUCCAGAUGCUUCAAUGAAUAAAGAUGUUUACAGAGUUGAUGCUCUCAUGCCAUAUGAAGAUCAAAUGGACAGAAGGCAGAUCAGACAAAAGUUUGUAGCUAGACAAAGUUCACCAGCUAUGAACCAGUAUAAAGACCCAAUGGGUGUAAGGGAAGAGUUUGAACCAGAAGAUGUGUCUGCUGCAGAGGCUUGGAUGAAAGUGGCUGAUGAUAAAACCAGGGAAGAGAAAGACAAACUCAUAAAUGCAUUGGAAGACCUCAAAAGAGAAACCAAAGUUGACCCACCAACAUGGACUGAUCGAGUAGAGACUUCACCAAUGCCUGCAGUAACAUCAGCAGUUAUACCUCAACCUUCACUUCAUAGAUGGAUGAAAUUUGCUGGUACUAAUGUAAAUGCAAAAGUUACUGAAAACGCCAAUCUUCAAAGAGUUUUACAGCAAAUAAGAAGUGAGAAAAUGAUGGGAAGUCCUUCAUCGUCUAGAGUUGGCAGUAAUACAUCAUUACGACAAAGACGGAUGCAUGAUAUGAUUUCAAUGAGAAAAGCCGUCAAUCCAACAUUAACUCGUGGAGAAUUCCAAAUGCAUCCUGAAUGGCCUCCUUCUAUACCUCAUCAUUGGUUUCCAUAGUAACAUACAUUUUAGAUUAGUUUCAUGUAUUAAUUAUGCAGAUUUUAAAUUUCAUAUGCAAUUUUUUUGAAAUUCUACAGUUGUUACUUACAAAGUUGUUAAGACAGAUUUUGUUAUCGAUUUAUUUUCUCUAAGUCAUUUUGAUAUUUUUAAUUAGUUGACUCAGUCAUAUAAAAAUUGGUUUGAAUCUUUGAUGUGACUAUAUAUAUAUUUACAUACAAGUCUAAAUUGAAAACAACAUUCACACCUGUGAUUGCGUUGGAUAAAAACCACAAUUUUUAUAUGUGUGCAUGCAAAACAAAUUUCUUGGUAGAGGGGUCUUUAGAGCACAAACAACAUAUAUAUAUGUGUGUGUGAGGUCUUUUAACAUUAGUUCUAAGAUAACCACAACUUAUUGUUAAGUUGAAAAUAAAUAGAUUUGGUAUUAAAAUGUAUAGAAAUAGGAUAAGCACAACAUGAUAGCCAAUGAAAAUCAUGCAAACUAAGGUUUUAGGUUAAAAAAAAACCAGUAAUAUGCAAUCAGCCUGAAAAAGCAGUUUGCUUCAUAUGUUUUUAUUUUGGAAUAAAUAAUGUGAAUUUUAUCAGUGUAUCUGAAGAAAUUAUUAUGUUUUACAAAUAUUACACAUUAUUGGAAGAAUGUUUUUCUCUGUUAUUUGGGUUUUAGUGCCUUAUUAUUUAUUUGCCAAAAGUUCUGAAAAUAAGUUCUUUGUAAUUAUUUUUGUUUUAUAUUUUUGAGGUUUUGUACUUG